Molecule: messenger RNA, 999 nt
Organism: Oryza sativa Japonica Group (Japanese rice)
Lineage: Eukaryota; Viridiplantae; Streptophyta; Magnoliopsida; Poales; Poaceae
Product: ATP synthase subunit b', chloroplastic
Biological process (GO): proton motive force-driven ATP synthesis
Molecular function (GO): proton-transporting ATPase activity, rotational mechanism
Source: RefSeq, a predicted model, not a curated record
AGCAGCGGCGUCGUGUGGCCUUGGUUGCUUCGGAAUCUCACCACCCAACCCGUUCGGAUUAGAUAGCCCGCUUCCUCCUCUCUCUCUCAGCUCACCACACCUCGAGUCGCCGCCGCCGCCGCCGCUGCUGCUGCUUACCUCCUCCGCGCCGCGCACUCCUUGCACUAGCCCAUGGCGACGGCUAUGAUGGCUGCGACCGCCACCUCGUGCUCCCCUCGCCGCGCGCCGGUCGUCGCGUCGUCGUCCGUGCAGCCGCCCAGGCGGCAGCAGCAGCAGCAACCGCGGAGGGGAUUGAAGCAGCUGCCGGGGCUCGUGGCGACGGCGGCCGUGGCCGUGGCCGCGGCGCCGCUACCGGCGCUGGCGGAGCAGAUGGAGAAGGCGGCGCUGUUCGACUUCAACCUGACGCUCCCGCUGAUCGCGACCGAGUUCCUGCUGCUGAUGGUGGCGCUGGACAAGCUCUACUUCACGCCGCUGGGCAAGUUCAUGGACGAGCGCGACGCCAAGAUCCGUGCCGAGCUCGGCGGCGUCAAGGACGCGUCCGAGGAGGUGCGGCAGCUGGAGGAGCAGGCCGCCGCCGUGCUGAAGGCGGCACGCGCCGAGAUCGCCGCGGCGCUCAACAAGAUGAAGAAGGAGACCACCCAGGAGCUGGAGGCGAAGCUGGACGAGGGGCGCCGCCGCGUCGAGGCCGAGCUCGUGGAGGCGCUCGCCAACCUCGAGGCGCAGAAGGAGGAGGCCGUCAAGGCGCUCGACGCCCAGAUCGCCUCCCUCAGCGACGAGAUCGUCAAGAAGGUGCUCCCAUCCGCGUAAUGGCCGCCCCGCCGCCGGCCGUUCUUGCCUCCCAAACACCAACCAUCUCUCGUAAAGAUUUUCUCCGUGUUUUAUCCGUGUGUAUACGCUGCUUCUCCUAAGAAUGUAAUUUCAGUGAACUUCUCGUGAUAAGUAUAAAAUCAAUGAUCCUUUUGCUAGAAAUUGGAUUGAAAUUAUAAACUGCUUUAAUAA